Messenger RNA from Argentina anserina (silverweed cinquefoil), 1176 nucleotides. RefSeq names its product protein BIG GRAIN 1-like E. Gene Ontology annotation, biological process: auxin-activated signaling pathway. NCBI's taxonomy places the organism in Eukaryota, Viridiplantae, Streptophyta, Magnoliopsida, Rosales, Rosaceae. Bases 96 to 1085 code for a protein of 329 amino acids. The record is from RefSeq and is a predicted model, not a curated record. The transcript has a single exon.
CCCUCCUUUUAUGCUCUACGCAUCUCUCCCAUAAAAACCUUUCAUCCCCACUGACACAUUACUUCAGUUCAAAGUCAUCGUUGUCUUGUUGAACCAUGUCAUCCGUUGCAGGAUUCACAGACCCGGCUGAAAAGGCACACAAGAAAUCCUUCCACCGGAGGAACGACUCCGGCGAGCUGGACGUGUUUGAAGCUGCAAGGUAUUUCUCCGGCUACAACGAACUUCCUACGACGAUGAUGAAAGAAGAUAGAUCGUCAUGGAGAGGAGGCCGAAUGAGUCUUGAUAUGCCAAUACGAAACGUGCUGGAUCAACAGCUUCAUCUUCAUCAUCAUCAUCAUCAUCACCAUGCGGUGGACCAGAAGCAGAAUAUGAAAGAGAAGAUCAAGUACAAGCAGCCGAGCUCUCCAGGUGGGAGGCUGGCUAGCUUCUUGAACUCUCUUUUCAACCAAUCUGGUUCCAAGAAAAAGAAAUCGAAAUCGAAAUCCAGCACGCAGUCUAUGAAAGAUGAGGAGGAGAGUCCAGGUGGAAGGAGAAGAAGAAGAAGCAGCAUUAGCCAUUUUCGAAACACGAAUAGUACCACUAACACCACUGAUGCCAAGUCCACAUACUCAUCUUCAAGCUCUGGCUUCAGAACACCUCCUCCUUACAGUGCACAGAUCACAACAACUAAAAGCUACAAGGAUUGGAGAAGUUACUCAGAUCACAAGCCGCAGCAGCAAGUGGUGUCCAAUUUGUCCAAGCAAAAUGUUACGUCACAUGCAAAAUCUUCAGUCUCGGAUGAGAAAGUUUCAUCAAACAGAGAGCUAAACUGGUUGGAUGAGAAGUUCAAAUACAAUAACCGGCUGUCCUUGUCGGAAAAGUACAAGAAUUCAACAGAUCAGGAUCACAAUAAAGGAUUGUUGAAGAGACUGAGUGAGGUGGUUGAUGAUGAUGAUGGCGCAGAAAGUGAUUCGAGCUCCGAUCUUUUCGAGUUGCAGAACUAUGACUUAGGGGGCUACUGCUCAAGUGGUUUGCCUGUGUAUGAAACCACCAACGUGGAUAGUAUCAAGAGUAUCAGAGGAACCCCGAUUGCAAAUGCCUCAUAGACACAAUCACGUAAAUUUCUAGUACUGUGUAUUAUUUCAUUGUUAAUUUGCAGUAUGGGAUAUAUGAUCAUAUAAAUUUAUUUUAGACGCA